AUGACUUUAAAAGAAAAAAUAAUAAAGACAUUUAUUAAAUUAAAGCAAAAUUUAUCUUAUAGUUUCCUAGCGUUAAUAUUUAAGUGUUACUCAGCGAAACAUUGCCAACGCAUAUUUUAUAACACAGUGAAGAUGUUAAGCAUUUGUUUGAAAGCAGCGAUACCAUGGCCAUUAAGAGAGGAGAUACGCAGAAACAUUCCUGAGUGUUUUGAAUCUUUUGAGGAUGUUCGAGUAGUUUUGGACUGUACAGAAGUGUUCAUUCAAAGACCUGCAGAACUUUGUUGCCAGAUUCUAACCUACUCUUAUUAUAAAAGUGCACAAACAUGUAAAAUUGUGACCGGUGUUUCACCAGCAGGUAAUAUAACAUUUGUCAGCAAAUCUUAUGGAGGACAAGCAACGGAUUCAUCAAUAUUUCAGCAAAGUGAUCUGAUUCACUUACUAGAACCUGGCGAUGCAAUAAUGGUUGAUCGAGGAUUCUUAAUUGAUGAAGUGUGUCAAAUAAAUCGCUGGAAAUGUGUAAGACCUCCGUUUUUAAAAGAUAAAAACCAGUUUAGUAAAGAAGAAUCUAUUUUAACAGCUAAAAUAGCUAAAGCUCGAGUCCACGUUGAAAGAUCCAACCAGUGUAUCAAGACUUUUAAAAUUCUUGGAUCAGUAAUGCCUGUGGCAUUGGUGCCUAUUCUAGAAGAUAUUUUUAUAAUUAUUUUUGCGACAAUUAAUAUGUCUUCACCAAUUCUCAGUGAUUCAAAAUUUAUGAAAAUGUAA
Wasmannia auropunctata (little fire ant) is the source of this 762-nucleotide messenger RNA. RefSeq lists its product as uncharacterized. The transcript has a single exon. NCBI's taxonomy places the organism in Eukaryota, Metazoa, Arthropoda, Insecta, Hymenoptera, Formicidae. Bases 1 to 762 code for a protein of 253 amino acids. The record is from RefSeq and is a predicted model, not a curated record.